UCGAUGGUUACAAGUUGACACUUAUUACGAUGAUGAUUACCAUGAUCAGUUCUUUCUUUCGAAUCAUAUCUAUCAACAACCUAAGCAAAUAUUUCAUUUAUUAGAUCUAAAUACCUUUUAGCUUCCAAGUAGAUAGCAUACGAGUCUUGGGUACCGGUAAUUCUCGAUGAACCAUACUAUAAAGAAAGAACAAAGAUUUUUUUUUUCUAGACGCGUCAAAAAAAAACAACUAAUGAUCAAACGAGAUCACGUGAUCUUAAAUCCUUCAAAAAUGCUGCGAAUCUCUUUUUCUCUUUUUCUCUUUUACGCUAUGGAGGAUAAUACAGUCAGUCACUUUGUUGUAUUGUUUACUGCUCAAAAAGCAAGAAAGAACAAAAUCUGGCAAGACGGCUUUCUCAAGUACUAUAGUUUUAAUAAAAAACUUGUGUUGAUUGAUGAAAAAGGCUAUAAUAUUGACAGGAAAUUCAAUAAGGGUGGUAGGCCUGCUGUAGGUGAUGAAUUGGAAUUUGAUGGACAUAUAGUGACAAUAGAAGAAUAUCAAUCUACAGAAAUAGCCAAUGUUAAUCAGCCCAGUCGAGUCAAUGUUAAUCAACCCAGUCGAGUCAAUGUGUCGCUACCUGAUAGACAGCUCAAUAAAGAGCCACCCAAGGAAAAUGUACAGAAACAAUCAAAAAAUGCACCUUUUAAACCACCUUCAUUUGUACCCAAGAAAAGAAUGAUAAAAUCUGAUUCAGAAGAGGAAGACCCAAUGGAUAUUGAUGACAAACCAACCCUUCCUUCUUCAAGUAUACCCACAUCUUCUACUGCUGUUACUCCUCCAGUUCAACCUACUCCAGCUCAACCCACACCUAUAGGUUCUUCUUCAUGUGUCCCAUUAAAAAGAGCUCGAAUGGGUCUAUCCAAGAAAACAACAUCUGUAUUACAUCAACAUAUCGCUCAACAAACUACUCCUCCACCUCAACAAACAUCAUUUCAACCUGCUUCUAGUAUGACUGCACAAGCAACCACAAACACGCCGAAACACGCAUCCACAGAGACACCAAAAGUAUCCCCUGAACAAACCAUCAGUGGCCACAAGGACCCUACAGAAACAAAAUAUACGUCCAUGAUCCUACAGUUCCCCAACAGUCGAAAAGCACUUGGCCUCGUGAAAUCCAAAAACUACCCUAAACGAUCCAAAGUUGUGCCUGCUAAAUUCAAGAAUCCAGCACUCUAUCAGAAUACAUUCCGAGCCAUCAUUAAUGAACAUUUAGAUAUCUUGUUGUUAAACUAUGGCAUGUAUUUUCAUUCUGUGUAUGAGAAACUCGGUAAAAACAAGCACGGACAAGACCUAGAGCGUACUAUGCGAUCCAAAGGUAUUGCUAUCUAUGUUCAAAACGAAUUAAAGCAAGAGAAUCCACGCUAUGGACAGUCAACAUUUAGACUGAUGCUGCGUUCGAAUCGGGAGCAUCACAGUAAAUACAACAGAGACGAUAUUUGGAUCAUUUCGAAUGUGCCCAGCUUUGAAUCAAGCCAGACAUUUCUGGCUCGAAGUACGUUUUUUGGUCCAUUUUCAGAUGGAUCUUUGGAACUCCAUUGUUUGUCUGCUCGAGAUGCGCGUGUGGCUUCUCAGGUAAUGAAAAAGGAGACUAGUGUCUAUGCUCUUCGCACGAUUUCUGCCAGUACUGAAUUUAUGAUGUUGGAUACCUUGGACCAACAGCUGCAUGAAUUACCUGUCUUGCCUUAUCUUCUAUCCAACCCUCGUUUAUCCAAAAAGGCCAAGCCAUUGCCUACACUAGAACACAUUCGACUCACACAACACGACCAUGUAGAUAUAGAAGCUAGAAUAAGAGAGACUAUUCAGUAUCACAAACUCAAUGCAGAUCAAGAAGCUGUGUUACGACAAGUAGCUAAAAGUGUGAUUUAUUGUCCUGGUUGGAAUGAACAAUUAGAACAGCCUAUUGUAUUGGUGCAUGGUGUGUAUGGCUCAGGCAAGAGUUUUCUUGCUGCUGUAAUCAUCAUCUUUUUGCAAGACUUGAUUGAUACUGUGAAUGGAAAAAGAGAGCCUGAAGAUGCUAUUUCAUUCAAAAUCCUUGUUUCUUCUAUGACAAAUGUUGCAGUAGAUCGCAUUCUUCAGACAUUGCUUAAAUUAGGCUAUGAUCAUUUUAUUCGUAUUGGAAGUAUGAAGAAAAUCGCCAAGAAUUUAUUGCCUUUUACAGCUAAAGCCAGGGCAUCCAGUAAUGAAGGAAUUGGAACAAAUGCUUGAAGAUAGUCAAAAUACAGAAGAAGACAUGGACCAUAUUGCUACUGCCAUUCAACGGUUUCGUAAAUCAGAAAGUACAAAUCAAAUCCAUGCUGUGCAAGUGGUUGGUACUACCUUCAUGUCUUCUACGUUUGAAGUAUUUGAUGGUAUUCAAUUCCCCCUGAUUUUAGUAGACGAAUCAUCUCAAUUGAUGGAACCUCUGACAUUGGUGCCCUUGGCCAGGUUCAUGUGCCAUCGCCUAGUAAUGAUUGGUGAUCCCUUACAAUUACCGCCUACGUUGGCUACAAAUGCGGAAGAGUCCAAAGUAGGACAAGGAUUGGACAAGACCUUGUUUGAUCGUAUGAUGGAAAUGGGGUAUGAUUCUAUUAUGCUGCGCACACAGUAUCGUUGUCAUCCUCGUAUUUCCAACAUCAGUAACAAAUUGUUUUAUGAUCAAAGGCUGCUGAAUGGUGUGGAUGCACAAGACAGGAAGCCAUUGAUUGAAGGAUUGCC
Messenger RNA from Gilbertella persicaria, 2734 nucleotides. RefSeq lists its product as uncharacterized. Gene Ontology annotation, molecular function: helicase activity. The coding region runs from base 167 to 2245 and encodes 692 amino acids. The transcript has 6 exons. Gene Ontology annotation, cellular component: site of double-strand break; nucleus. Lineage: Eukaryota; Fungi; Mucoromycota; Mucoromycetes; Mucorales; Choanephoraceae. Gene Ontology annotation, biological process: double-strand break repair. The record is from RefSeq and is a predicted model, not a curated record.